This is a messenger RNA of Lethenteron reissneri (Far Eastern brook lamprey), 5955 nucleotides long. RefSeq names its product sphingomyelin phosphodiesterase 3 (gene SMPD3). Gene Ontology annotation, molecular function: sphingomyelin phosphodiesterase activity. Gene Ontology annotation, cellular component: cytoplasm; extracellular region. Lineage: Eukaryota; Metazoa; Chordata; Hyperoartia; Petromyzontiformes; Petromyzontidae. The record is from RefSeq and is a predicted model, not a curated record. Gene Ontology annotation, biological process: sphingomyelin metabolic process.
CUACCAUACCCGCCGCCUCCCCAUCCCCAACACCACCACCACCACCAACCCCGCUGGGUGCCACGAUCAGCCCGCACGCCCGCACGCACGCUCUCAUUCGCGACCGUGUGCGGCCGUGAGCUCUAACCACCUCCGUCCAGCACUUGCGCUCGCACAAGUGUGACUGAGCUUCUAGAGACUGCUGACUCAGGACCAGAGGAGACUCCCGGAGGAUAGAUACCAGGAGCAAGGAGGUAGACCCUGAGGAGGAGGAGGAAAAAGAGACAACAGGAGAGGAAACACCAAGAGAAGAGGGCACUUGCAGCUCAGCUCAGAGUCUGCGAGCAAUGACGGCCCUCUGGCUUCACUCCGUGUGCCCGGGAAGCCUCCCCCACUUCUACUGACGAAAGCGCAACUCGGCAUGUGAAGCCACCGGCAGCGGCAGCAGCGGCAGCAGCAGCGGCGGCGGUGGCGCCCGGGAGCAUGGCGCUGCACACGUCGCCCUUCCCCAACGCGUUCCUGCGCGCGGCGCACGCGGCGGCCUGGCUGCUCAUCGUGCCGUGCUACUGGCUGUGCGACCGCCUGCUCGCCACGCUCAUCUCCGGCACCUGCGAGCGGCGACGGCGGCGCGACGGUGCCGGCGGCGGCGUCGGCGUCGGCGCCGGCGACGACGCGCGCUGCCCGCGCUUCCUCUUCGCCGUCGUGGUGGCGGCGCCUCUCUACCUGGCGCUGCUGGCCGCCUCGCUGCCGCUGGCGCUGCUCGGCUUCGCGGCGUGGGCGCCGCUGCAGCUGGCGCGCCGCGCCUACGCCUACGCCGGCCGCCCGGACCCGGCGCUGUCGGCGGCGGCGGCCCGCGCCCGCCUCGAGUCGCGGCCGCUCGCGUCCGGCCGCAGCUUCGCCUUCGCCACGGCCAACGUGCGCCUCCCGCCCGACUCGCUGGCGCGCGUCGGCAACUUGUCGGACACGCAGUGGCGCGCCCGGGAGAUCGGGCGCAGGGUGCGCACGGGCGCCAGCCGCCCGCAGAUCAAGAUCUACGUCGACUCGCCCACCAACACGUCCAUCAGCGCGGCGAGCUGGAGCAGCCUCCUGGUGGUGUCCUCGCAGGGCGGCGGCGCCGACUCGGCCGGCCCCUCGCCCGCCGUCAGCCUGCGGAGGGCCUGCGCGAUGGACGGCGGGCCCCGGGGACGCACGGCGGUGGACUCGGCGAGCCCGUCCCCGGCAAUCGGGCACCGGGAGCGGGCGGACGCGGAGCGCGACGGCUCGGCGUGCGUCGACCUCUCGGGGAUCCAGCUCGUGCUGGCCGAGCCGCCCGCUGGGCCGGAGGCCGACGGCAGGAAGACGGUGACGUACGGCGAGGAGCAGCAGCCGCAGCAGCGGGGAGGCGGAGGAGGAGGAGCGAUGACGCAGGAUAGCCGCACGUCCUCCAAGGAGUCUCUCUCCCAGCCUCCGCGGUCGCCCGACUGGGCCAGCACGGACGCGAGCGGGUGGCCCACGCGCUUCGUGUACAAGCCCUCGGUGAUGAAGAAGAGCUCCAUGCGCAGGAAGAAGCCCACAGACGAGCCCUUCGACUACGAGAUCUCCUCGUUCUUCCCGGCCAACCUGGACUUCCUGUGCCUCCAGGAGGUGUUCGACAAGCGGGCGGCCGAGAAGCUUCGGACGCAGCUGCAGGCGUACUUCCAGUACGUGCUGUACGACGUCGGCGUGUACGGGUUUCAUGGCUGUUCCUUCAAGUUCUUCAACAGUGGCCUCUUCUUCGCCAGCUGCUACCCCAUCCUGGACGCCGACUUCAGGUGCUUCCCCAACGCCAAGGGCGCCGAUGUUUUCGUGUCCAAGGGAGCUCUCUUCGUGAAGGUUCAGGUUGGGACCACUCCUCAGGAGCGCCGGCUCGUGGGGUUCGUCUCGUGCACGCACACGCAGGCGACCGAAGCAGGCCACGCGUCGGUGCGGUGCGAGCAGCUGGACCUGCUGGUGCAGUGGCAGGCCGAGUUCCGCAAGGAGUGCAGCGGCGAGGCGGCGGGCAGCCCCGCCAGCCGCGACAUCGUCCUCUUCGACGUCAUGUGCGGCGACCUCAACUUCGACAACUGUUCCAUGGAGGACAAGUUGGAGCAGCACCACCCGCUCUUCACGCACUACCGCGACCCGUGCCGGCAGGGCCCCGGCGAGGAGAAGACGUGGGCAGUCGGCACCUUGCUGGACCAGGAAGGCUUGUACGACGAAGAGGUCGCAUCACCAGAAAACCUGCAGAAGGUGCUGGAGAACGAGGAAGGCCGCAAGAGCUACCUGGUGUUCCCGUCCAGCAAGAGCCCGCGCUGCGACCAGGGCGGCCGUCCCGUGCCGCUCCGGGGCAGCGGGCGACGUCUCGACUACAUGCUGCACACGGAGGAGAGCUCGCUCGAGUGCCGCACGGAGGUGGAGGAGUACUCGUUCAUCACCCAGCUGGCCGGGCUCACCGACCAUCUCCCCGUCGCCAUGCGUCUCCUCGUGUCCUCUCUGGACGAAGAGCCCUGAACGCUGCCGGACACCGGCAGCUGGGAAACCACCGCCGUUGCCGCCGCCGCUGCCGCCGCCACCAUCACCACCAGCGGCUACAUCCGCACCGGCUGAACGUUGACGGCCCUGGCCCUCGGAAGCCGGACUCGCCGGCGGUGGAACUCGGGAAGCUCUUUGAGCGGUUCAGCAAGGUGGCUUUGUUGGCACGGCCGCCCCGCGGAGAAGCUGGAACAGCCAGCGGUGCGAUGCGGUCGGCGCGGCCUCGAAUCGGCGCUCGCUGGAACGCGGCGAUUGCAGUGGCGCCAGCUGCACGGCCGCACUGACGAUCGGCCGUUGAGAACGCGCGCUGACGGAAGUGCCGACGCUCGGCUUGCCUCGGGGUGAAACGUCGGUCUCGGCGUCGCGGUGAGCGUUUCAAGUUGCCGUGGGGUCGCCGAGAUGGUGAAAAGGCUCCGCUCCUCGUUAGCAUUCCUCAAAUUGACCAACGGGGAGUGACGUUGACAUUUGAUCAGAUGAGAACUGUGGUCCCAGUGGACGCUUUUUAAAAACCUGCCGUUUUAAAUGUAAUUUACAUGUAGGCACUGUGUCUGAUCACCCACUUAAUGCCUUGAGUCAAACAGAAGUCAGUCAACUGUGUUGUCCUACGAUUAUAUAUUAUGGCCAUUCGCAACGUGUCUGAGGCUGAGACUAUUUUAGCAUGGGACCUCAUUUUAAAAUUACACCUUAUUACAAAUCUUGUCAGUGUUUUGUCCGUGCAUUUGAGUGCAUAAAACCAGGAAUGUCUCCGCACUACACUAUUGUUCGCUGGCGGAUAUCUCCCUCAAGUAUCAACAGCAUCAAACAGCGCCAGUGGAGGAGAUGUGACAAAUCCGUGCGAAGCCUGAGACACAUUCACAGCUGAAAGUGCAAGGGGUGUCGCGCUCGUGUUUUAUCCACGCUACCCUCAACGCGGGCGUGAUAAAUCUGCCGAGAUGCAGACGACCCUCCGUCGGUUGGCCUUCGUUAAUUACUUUCAAUGCUGACGACGUUAUCGUGAUAGUAAAGAUUUUGCGAACUUUGCAGGAGCAUUUUGUAACGAGGAAUUGCUGACGACGUUACCAACUGUCGUGCAACUCCGUCAAUGUUUGUGAUUUUGAAAAUGUUGUUUUAUUUUGUGAACGGGCAUGAUUGCAAGUUUGUAUUGAAGUUAUGACAAGUAGUAAACAAUAUUUAAAGGGACUACGUGUUUUUAAUAUUAUUGCUCAGCCUCAUAGUAGUAGUGGUGGUACUUUUGAGAGAAAAGGGUUUUAGUGAAUUCCCAAUGUUUUUUAAUUCCAAAUAUCCCAAUCACUGCCACCAGCAAUCGCUCCUUGGGAGUCAGUUUUUUUACAACUCUUUGCUAUAUUUGUUUUGUUUUGACACAACUAAUUUAUUAUGAUUCAGCCAAACGCAUGUACGUAUGAGGCAUGAUCCACUGGCUUUUUGAAUUGCGAUUUCAUUUAGUAAUAUGCUAUUGGAGGGCUUAUUCAGAAGGCAAUUUGGGCCAGAGCGAUGGAGCCUACGGCGUGACAAGGAAUGGAAGAGACGAGACUGGGAAACAUUCACUUGAGUGGCUUUCCUCAAUCGGGUGGUGGCUUCUAAGUGGUGCUCACGAGUGGGAAUAAAUUGUAGGCUAUUGCUGGAAUAAACCAUCGUUUAAACGAAAUGCUUAUAUACAUGUAAACAGUGUUGUGAAUGAGUUGUUAAAAUUACGGACCUGUAGCUUUAAUUUUUUUAUUAUUAUAUUUUAGUAACCACUGACGUUUCAACAAUGUAAUUAUUACACUUAAUUAUUUGUACAUUAUAUUAAAGCAGAUAUUAAAAGGUUAAUUACAUUGAUGCACAUUUUUUUUUUAGUAUCUCAUUCUUGCACUGUUACAUAUUUGUGUUGGCACCAACGGUGUAUUUUGUACGCUUGGCCGUCUCGUUUGUCACAUUGGAGAGAAGUUUUCAUGAGGCAGACAUCGACUUGACACGCGCAGCAAGUCUCCAGCAAUGACGCAAUCCUCGAUUUUAAAAGGUACUCGUGAUGUAAAUGUCUUUGACGAUCCACUGCUGGAUCGAGGCCUCCGCCUUCCCAGGCUGCGUCGGUCAUUCGGAUCUGUUUGACCAUCCUGGUCAGACACGCUGGUCUGUGCGGGUCGGUGGAUGUUGCAUUCUGGGUGGCUGUCCUUCCCCCGCACCUCCGAUUAGCACUCUUGGCUAUGUACGGUGCGAAAGAAGUUCAACGUACGUACAAUAACGGUGGUGUCCAUAUUACAGCAAACGCCUCUUUGUGCCACAAAACAAAAAGUACAGAACACAUGUCGUUACACGAGGAUUGCCUUAAGCAAACCGAGGUGCAACCUCGAAAUCAUUACGAUAUAAAACGUUGUCACGUGCACUAUAUGGCUAACGGCGAGCUGUGUAUUUAAGUAAAGCUUGUUUUUUUAACGGCCAGUCAAUUUGUUGACGCUCAUUGAAAGUUGCAGCCAAAACAUUGAAAGCGUGGCAAUCGUCGGUUGGUGUGACCUUGUGGAGCUUCGUGCUCUAGAUACCUUUUCAACUGUCCUUCGUGUAUUGACGCGUGGCUAAGAUUCAGUGGCAGAGCGUCGUUCACAUGGGACCUUGGUGCAAGGAAUUAAAUGGCCCCCCCCCCCCUCCUGUCCCCCCACCCUCUUUGAAGCCCAUCGCCUCGGCCUCCUGUGGCUUCUGAGCCCCGGGGUAGGGCACCACGGUGGCUAGGAGAUGUUAACGACCUCGCCUGGUGUACAGGAGGUCGUGGGUUUGAUUCCGACCCUGACGCCUGCUGCUGUAUAUUUGGAGUCUGCGUGUCUCUCUCUCACCAUCAUCACGGUGGCUAGGAGAUGUUAAUGACCUCGCCUGGUAUACAGGAGGUCGUGGGUUCGAUCCCGAUCCCAACGAUGCCUACUGUAUAUUUGGAGUUGGUAUGUCUCUCUCUCCCCGUGGUCGCGUGGACUUUUCUCCGCGUCCUCCGGGUUUUCCCUCCACAUUUAGAAACGCGCGUUUGGAAUAUUUGGCUGCUACUAUAAAUUUCCACACGAUAAGCCACUUCGUUGGGCUAUCAUUUGUGAUGGCCAGGUCACUCUUGAAAAAGAAAUACGUAGCUCAGUGGGCCUUGCCUGGUAAAAUAAAUAAAAAGUUUAAUAGUUUAGUUUUUGGUCGCACCGCCUACACACUCGAAAGGCACACACUGCCGCUAAGAUGAUGGAUUUUGAACUCAUUGACAGUUAAAGCGAUGACCCGCAGACCCAUUGUACGAUGUUUUUUUUUCAUGCACGCGAUAAGCCUAAUGGUUCGCAGUGAAAUCGGUCAUAACAACAACAAAAACGCAAAUCGUCAUGAAUCUCCGCGCCGAAUUACCACUCCUAAUUCACGGCCGGAGGAAAUGGCCCAUCCCUGCAGCUGUUUCCAUGGAGUGCUCGCGGUCAAUCUCACGCAGCCCAUCACCGGAGCCGCAGAACGACA